UGGCAGCGGAGGUUCUCAACACGACAUUCACUUCCAACUCAGCCAGCUGUAGCAAUAACCACAAGCCCCAACCUAUAUUAUACCAUUAAUUUGCUAAUUUCUAAUCCACCUAUAUUGUUCUCGCAAUAUAUCCCGCGAUACAAAUACCCAGAUUCUCAUUGCGCCUGGAGAACGAAACCCUCCAAGUCAACACCCACCCCAGUCAUAUAUAACCUCCGAUAAAAUAAGGCCAUGCGAUAGCCCGGAAGUAAACCAGCAGCUUCGCAGCUCCAAAAUCGCCCAGAUAUCUCCUCUUUCGCUACCCUCACGCAUCGCCAUAUCAUAAGAAACACAACGGCAACCCUCGCCAACAGGAGCAAACCGGCCGAGUAAAAACCAGGACGCAGAAUGCGCCCACCAAACCCGCUCCUCCUCCGGCCGCUCCUCCGCCCCCACAAACUCCCUCCAAUCACUACAACUCCAACCGUAAAACUCCGCCCCUUCCACCUCCCCUCCCUCUCCUCCUUCACGAACCCCCUCUCCCCCAACCCGCCGCCCCCACGCACCCUAACAGCCACUCGCAAUCUCCCCUUUCCCCCGGAACCCCUCUUCCGCACCAUCGCCGAUAUCGACUCGUACGCCCAGUUCCUCCCCUUCCUCACCGCAUCGACCGUGACGGCCCGCGACGUGAAGACCGGAUACCCAACCAGCGCCUUCUUGACGGUGGGGUAUGGCCCGUUGAAGGAGACGUUUGUGUCGCGCGUGGAGUGUGACGCGGCACUGUGGACGGUGGGGGCGAGGAGUGGGCGGCGUGCGGCGGAGGAUGGUGCUGCUGAAGCUGGGGAUGGGGGGCUGUUUGAGUUUUUGGAUACGUUGUGGAAGCUGCGAGCGGGGAAGGAUGGGGUGGUGGUGAAUGGGGGGGGUGGGAGGGGCGCGGGGGAGACGCGGGUUGAGUUGGAGGUGCGGUUUCAGUUUCGCAGUGCGCUGCAUGCGGCUGUUAUGGGGGCGGUGGAGGAUCAGGUGGCGGGGAUGAUGAUCGAGGCGUUUGAGAAGAGAGUGAGGGAGUUGGAGAGGGCGAGGAUGGGGUGAGGCGAUCGCGCGUGGAUGGUGGAAUUGGAACUGGGGCUUGCGAUGGGUUUUGGGGGAUUUAUCAAUGGAGCAUGGAGUUAUUUGAAAAUUAGGUGGGUAAGCUGGUGUUAGAGAUAUGCUUGGGGUAAUGCCUUGUCCCUGAGAAUCCCUUUUGGCAUGGCACGGAAAAGAGAGAAGCCAUGGAGAAUCGUCUAUAUUCCAAAUUUCUAAUAGCACACAGGUGAUAGAGUGAUGGAAAUGUAUAAUACGGGAUAAAACAAGAAAGAAAGAGAUAUAUAUGUAUAAUACAGAAUAGACAGACAUAGAAACCUGGCAUAAUAGAACCCAAAACAAAAAUUUCCGUUCUCA
Blastomyces dermatitidis ER-3 is the source of this 1416-nucleotide messenger RNA. RefSeq names its product cyclase/dehydrase. Gene Ontology annotation, cellular component: mitochondrion. Bases 388 to 1068 code for a protein of 226 amino acids. The transcript has a single exon. Gene Ontology annotation, molecular function: ubiquinone binding. Gene Ontology annotation, biological process: ubiquinone biosynthetic process; cellular respiration. Lineage: Eukaryota; Fungi; Ascomycota; Eurotiomycetes; Onygenales; Ajellomycetaceae. The record is from RefSeq and is a predicted model, not a curated record.